CAAAUCAUCCUUCUGAUCAAUAAAUAGACAAGCCACUAAUCAAGCAAAUCAUACUUCAUUAAAUUUUAAGAAAUUCUAAAAAGAAAAACAAUCAAAGUUCUUUGAAUGGAUUCGACUAGCCAAGAGGAGAUUGAGUUGAUACAAGCUCACACUCAUAUCUGGAAGUAUGCGUUCGAGUAUGCAAGUUCCAUGUCUCUCAAAUGUGUUGUUGAAUUAGGCAUACCCGACAUACUCCACAGCCAUGGGAAACCCAUGACUCUCUCUAGCCUCGCCGAUGCUCUCUCUCUACCAUCAAGGAGAGUUGAUCCUUUGAAUCGCUUAAUGCGCUUUAUGGUUCAUUCCGGAUUCUUUGCAACACAAAGCCUUGGCGAAAAUCAAGACCAAGAAGGAUAUAUACUAACAGCAACUUCAAGGCUUUUAGUAAAAGCUAAUUCCAACACUAUGGCAUCCGUUGUUCUCUCUAUGGUUGAUCCUUUCUUGGUAUCAUCUUUGCAUACCUUAAGCACUUGGUUUCAGGGCAGUGGAUCCACGCCAUUUUCGGCUGCUCAUGGUACGAACCUAUGGAAUGUGUUGGAGCAGAAUCCUGACUUUGGCAAGAACUUCCAUGACGCCAUGGCUAACGAUUCUUGCGUGUUGAUGAGUGUAAUUCUUAAUGAAGGUCAGGGGGUAUUCAAUAACUUGCAGUCUCUGGUUGACGUCGGAGGUGGGACUGGAACUACAGCUCAUGCCGUUGUUGGAGCAUUCCCCCACCUCCAUUGCAUGGUUCUGGAUCUUCCAAAUGUUGUUGCAGACUUACAAGGGACUGCUAAUGUAGUUUUCAUUGGGGGUGACAUGUUCGAGUCCAUUCCUCGUGCAGAUGCAGUUUUAAUGAAGUUUAUUCUUCAUGACUGGAACGAUAAAGAUUGUGUUACAAUACUUAAAAGAUGCAGAGAAGCUAUUCCGUCAAGAGAAGAGGGGGGAAAGGUGAUAAUAAUAGAUGCUGUGAUUGAAGAAGACAAGAAGAAGAAACAUGAAGCUGCAGACGAUUCAGUAAUUACUGAAACUCAACUACUAUUUGACAUAAUGAUGAUGGCUUUUGUUAAUGGUAAAGAGAGAACUGAGAAAGAAUGGGAAAAGCUUUUCAUCGAGUCAGGUUUUACUGGCUACAAAAUAACUCGUGUCCAAGGGUUUAGGUCCUUCAUUGAGGUUUAUCCUUAAGUGAUCAUGUGGAUAUCAUAACACUGAUCAUUGAAACUAAUUCUUGGUCUUUCAACGAAACCCAGAACUGGCGUGAUGUAUUUUGGUUAAUUAAGUUUCGAUUUUUUAUUUUC
Molecule: messenger RNA, 1310 nt
Organism: Papaver somniferum (opium poppy)
Lineage: Eukaryota; Viridiplantae; Streptophyta; Magnoliopsida; Ranunculales; Papaveraceae
Product: trans-resveratrol di-O-methyltransferase-like
Exons: 2
Coding region: 106-1197 (363 amino acids)
Biological process (GO): methylation
Molecular function (GO): S-adenosylmethionine-dependent methyltransferase activity; O-methyltransferase activity; protein dimerization activity
Source: RefSeq, a predicted model, not a curated record